CUUCAACAUGAUUUAGAGAAACAUAACGUUUAUUUUAAAGAUUUUCAAAUUCGAUUAUCGACUGCAACAUGCGCGCCAACCUAUACUUUUUCCUUUGUAUUGGCUAUCUGAUUGUAAUAAUUAAUGUUCUCAACACAACUAUCUCCAAUGACAAUCGUUUUCGUGGGUAAUGUUCGAUUAUCAUGAGCGACAUGUCUCAAUCAGGUUAGAAAAUGAUUGUAACAUCCGAGUCGCGUGUAAGCCAAAUUUCAAACGAAUGUAAAAAAGUAAAGUAUACGCGCGAUUUCGCGUCCUAUGAUCAAUAACAAUCACCAGGACAAAUAUCAAAAUCCAAAUGCCUCUAAGUUCGAGGAAUUGUCCUCACAUCGCCAAUCGUUGUGAUCUCGCAUUUAUCGAGACUGUUGUGUCUCAAAAGGAAAGGUUUACAAAAUGUAGUGAAUGUGAUGCAGGCGGGCCUAAUUUAUGGUUAUGCCUGUUUCCUGAUUGCCUUUGGGUCGGGUGUGCUGAAACACAUUUGGACCACAGCACUGUACACAACCAAAAAAUUCCUUCUCAUUGUGCUCAUAUGAAUCUUUCUACAAAUCGUAUAUGGUGUUAUGCUUGUAAAAGGGAAGUAAUAACAAGGCAUGUACCAUCACCACCACGAUCACCUACACAAAUAGAUAUUAAAACACAAAGUAACAAGUUUGCUGGUGAUGCACCUGUUAAUAUAGAUUGUAAAACAGAUGAUCUUAAUAGACUUAUUUUGGAUAAGUUUUAUGGUGAACUUAUAAAUAGAGUUAAUUAUGAGAAAGAUGGGCUGUUUAAUGAAAAAUCUGGAGAUUCACCGGAUAGUACGGAUUCAGAUGAAAGCAAAGAUUUUAAUGGGAAACCAAGAGGUCUUGUUGGCCUUCAAAACAUUGGCAAUACAUGUUAUAUGAAUGCUGCGCUUCAAGCUUUAUCAAAUGUACCUCCAUUGACUCAAUUCUUUUUGGAUUGUGGUCAUAUGGUUAGCUAUAUGUCCAAAGAUAGAAAACCUGGUCUAAGCCUAAGCUAUUUAAACCUUAUUCGAGAUAUGUGGAACAGGAAAACAAGGGGAUAUGUUGUACCCCAUGGAAUAUUGUCUGGUAUAAGAACAGUUCAUCCAAUGUUUAGAGGAUACCAUCAACAUGAUACUCAAGAAUUUCUAAGAUGUUUUAUGGAUCAGUUACACGAAGAAUUGAAAGAACAUAUCGAAGAUGAUCGUGAUAAUGCUUUAAGAUUAAAAGGGCUAGGAGAGCAGUCGUCAGACGAGGAUGAAACUGAAAUUGAUGGAAACGGUUCUAGCCAAUCUGACGCCGAGUAUGAAACUUGUGAUUCUGGAGUAAGCGAACAAAGUUCUCUUAGUGAUGAAGGUGAACGUGGUACAAAACGUAGAUAUUCUCGCGUAUCUCAGUCGGAAAAGCUGAGAAGUAAAUUUACGAAUAGAAGUAUAAAAAAGUCAACCGUAGAUCAACCGUUUUCUCAACCGCAGAGAUCAACGCAAAAUUCACCUGUUAAGUAUAGAACGAAGAAACAAAUGAAAACACGAAGUAUCAUUAGCGAUAUAUUCGAUGGUAAACUGUUAAGUAGCGUACAAUGUCUAACGUGCGAUAGGAUUUCAACGAGAGUAGAAACUUUUCAAGACUUAUCAUUACCCAUUCCAAGUAGAGAUCAUAUUGAUAUGUUACAUCAAGGAUCUCUAACUCCACAGAAGGCUGGACCAUGUUCAGAUGUUGUAUAUGUAACAAAUCAGUCUGGCUGGUUGUCUUGGUUCUUGCAAUGGAUGCGCUCUUGGUUUUGGGGGCCGGUUGUUAGCCUUCAUGACUGUCUUUCUGCAUUUUUUAGCGCAGACGAACUUAAAGGAGAUAAUAUGUAUAGUUGUGAAAAGUGUAACAAGCUGCGUAACGGAAUUAAAUUUUCCAAAGUUUUAGAAUUACCAGAAAUACUAUGCGUUCAUUUAAAAAGGUUUCGUCACGAACUAAUGUUUAGUUCGAAAAUAGCGAAUUACGUUUCAUUUCCAUUAGAAGGUUUAGAUAUGCGACCGUAUUUGCACAAAGAAUGUGUAUCGAAAGUAACAAUGUACGACUUGAUAUCGGUUAUUUGUCAUCAUGGAACAGCUGGUGGUGGGCAUUAUACUUGUUAUGCAUUAAAUCCUAUUGUUAAUAAGUGGUUUGAGUUUGAUGAUCAGUGUGUCACUGAAGUUUCACCAGAAACAGUAAAACAUUGUGAAGCGUAUGUGUUAUUUUAUAAGAAGUGGUCACCAGAAAUGUUGCAGUUACGUGAUAAAACUAUGGAGUUGAUGGAGAUUUCAUCUAGAGAAUUAUCCGAUUUAAAUUUCUUUGUAUCGCGGCAGUGGAUAAAUCGUUUUAACACAUUUUCAGAACCAGGACCUAUAGAUAAUUCAGACUUUCUUUGUCCACAUGGUGGUGUUAAUCCUGUUAGAGCACAGUUUGUAGAUAAGCUUAGUAUGCCUAUUCCACAAGCAGUUUGGGAAUAUUUGUAUAAUACAUUCGGAGGUGGUCCAGCAUGUACACAUUUGUAUGAAUGUCCGAUUUGUGAAGAAAAGUAUGAAUCAUUACAAAAAAGGAGACAAUACGAAAUGGAAGUAUUUCAACGAUUAAAUCACAAUACAGAUAAUCCUACUGCUAUUUAUGGGUUGGCUAUGGCUUGGUUAAGACAAUGGCAAAGUUUUGUACGCGGUAAAGAGACACAGCCACCCGGACCAAUCGAUAAUAAUUCUAUUAUAAUAAAUAAAAAUGGGCAAAACAUUCUUAAAGUUGGCUCAGAUUAUGGACAAAUACCAGAGGAACUCUGGCAAUUUUUCGUAACAACAUACGGUGGAGGACCAGAAUUAAUGUUGCAUUCAUGUCAAAGACCUGUUUCCGUUCAGUCUAACGUACCAUUACAUUCCACUGUAAAUUCGAAUCUAGAUCAGAAUUAUAAGUCCAAUCGCACAGAAAGUAAGUCUAAUAAACUAUGUAUGACUAGGAGUUCUGAAACGGUUUUACAACAAGAUAGUGCUAUUGAAAGUUUAACUUCUGAUAGUGAUUCUCAUCAAACACAAAGGGAUGUCACCGAGUAAAUUAAUUACUUCAACAUCUUAUGGUUAUAUAUAUAAUAUAUAUAUAAAUUAACACUUUCACAUGGACAGUAAAGUUAUGGAUGGUAUCCUAACACAAAGGAAUCAAUUUCUAAUUGUUAUGUCCUAGCCGUGUUACAGAUUAUUGUUAGAUUUGUAAAACAAAGAUAUCUUCUUCGAUAUAACUAUUUACACUGUACAAUAAGUAAAUGAUAUAAAAAUUUUCGAGCAUCUCGAGAUAUUCGCUAAUGUGUUUCGUUUUUUGUUACUACGUGCAAUUUUAAUGUAAAUUUGUGGGUAUUACGUGUAUUCGAUGGGAAGUUAGUACAAAAAUUUUGGUAUCUAUGAGUGUAUUAUUUAAAAUCAAAUAUUCAGCUAUAUAUUUUGCCUGAGUCGGUAAUGUACCAUUAGUACUCCGACUUCGAUAUGAAAUUUUAACACUUCCUCUUUGUACGCUUACUGUAAUGUCUGUGUGUCUUUGCUGCAUAUACAAAAUAUUGUCACAAUACUGUAAAAUAUAACAUAUUUCUUGGUUUAUAUGCGUCUAUUAAAACAAAAAGAAUAUAUAUAUAUAUAUUAUACAUAAUAUGCAUAUAAGUGGAAGACUGAAAAUCUAAACGAACUUAAUUUAGCAGAAAUUUUUUAGUUACUGUUGGUGAAAUAUACCAAUCAAAAUCCUAUCGCAACAAAAUUUUACAGAACAAUAGUAACGUUAUACAUGCUUUGUACUGUAGAAAAUUUAGUAGACAAUUUUCAAUAUCUACUUGCAAUCACUUGUAGUAUAAUUAAUUUGUAAAUUCAUUAAUAUAUAAAUUUAUUAAUGUCUUUAUAAUGAAACUUAGAGGAAAAAAGCAUUUCUUUCGUUGUUGUGAUCUCACGGCCUUGAAAUGUUACCAGAAUUGUAUGCAGUAUAGUGUAACGACAUGUUCAUAUUGUAUGCGAGAAACUGUUUGUUUGAGUGUUACUAUAAUUUCAAUUACAAACGCAGGGACACAAACGAUUGUACAGUUAAUAUUAAUUAUUAAUGAUCGUUGUGAAAAGUAACAUACCUAAGAUAAAUAAUAAACAAGUUGGUUUCUUUAUUUAUUAAAA
Osmia lignaria (orchard mason bee) is the source of this 4171-nucleotide messenger RNA. It is a transcript of the gene Usp20-33, whose product is annotated as Ubiquitin specific protease 20/33. Gene Ontology annotation, molecular function: cysteine-type deubiquitinase activity; zinc ion binding. NCBI's taxonomy places the organism in Eukaryota, Metazoa, Arthropoda, Insecta, Hymenoptera, Megachilidae. The record is from RefSeq and is a predicted model, not a curated record. Gene Ontology annotation, biological process: protein deubiquitination.